Molecule: messenger RNA, 990 nt
Organism: Didymodactylos carnosus
Lineage: Eukaryota; Metazoa; Rotifera; Eurotatoria; Philodinida; Philodinidae
Source: the annotation of a GenBank genome assembly
AUGAAAAGAUUUACGCCUUUAUCUCGGUUAUCAAGCAGUAAUUAUUUUAUUGGUAUUGAACUGAACGGUUAUACUUUCAUUCACAGAUUACGCGAAGAAUGUUUUGAAAAUGCGCAUCCACUUCGUUCAUUAGCUCAUGGUGGUGCUGGUAUUUAUAUCAAAGAAGGAAUUCCAUUUGAACAGGUUAUUUUAAUGGAUGUGUUAAAUGUAGAGUGUGUCUUUGUUCAUUUACCAUUAAUUGGCUUGUUUAUUGUAACAGCAUAUCGCCCUGCAAAACAGAGUAAAACUGAUUUUUCAAACAGAAUGAAAGAAGUUCGACAAAUCAUUGACUCGUCAAAUAAAACUGUAUUCCUUUGCGAUAUCAAUGAAAAUUCUUUAUCGGAUGCUGAAAGUCACAUUAUAGACGAAUCUUUUAUUGGGGCGAAAUUUACCAAUUUGUUCCACAAAGUGCCAACCACAAAUGAGUUAAGUAGUAUAGACCGUAUCUAUGUUAACUUUGGAACAGAGGAUGUAAUUGAAAGGAUCAUUAUUCCAAAUUAUUACAGUUAUCACGAGGGAUUCGGUAUAUCAAUUAAAAACUGCGUGAUGUUACAAACAGAUUCUCAAAUAAAAUCUAUUAAUAGUAAUGUAGCUGAAGUACCAGGUAUGAUAAGUGAUUCACUUAAUAUUACGGCUGAUAAAAACUCCUCAUCAAUUAUGCCAACGACGCUAUUCGACAAAUGCAAAUUCGAAAACCCUAUAUCUGAUAAAAAAGUUAGUCCUAAACAAAACCCGCAUAUUAAUGUUAAUGAGAAGAGACACUCACCCUAUGGCAAAUACGGUAUGACAAAAUACGAUGCAACACAUUGGUACACAGACGAUCAUAUACAAAACAUCAUUAAAUAUGCUAUUAAUGAAAAUCAAUUAUUGAAUGAAAAUAUGUUCAAUUCUAUGUUAUGUACUAAUCGAUUUGUCCAAACCGAGAACAGAAUGAGUAACGAUAUAGAAUGA